AUGGCGAAAGAAGUUGAAAACAUGUCUCUUAAUUCACCAUUGAUUCAAAUUUCUAAAGAAAACGGAUUAAGCUACGAUAGAGAGAGAAGCAGUGAAAAGAUUAGUCAGAGAAAUGAGUACUUUGUAGAGAUGAAGAAACAGCUAUGGUUAGCAGGGCCUCUGAUCACUGUAAACCUAUUGUUGUACCUUUUACAAGUGAUAUCUCUGAUGUUUGUUGGUCAUCUUGGAGAGUUAGCUCUUUCUGGUGCUGCGAUGGCCACGUCCUUUGCAUCUGUUUCUGGUUUCAGCAUAUUGUAUGGAAUGUCAAGUGCAUUGGAUACCCUAUGUGGCCAAUCAAAUGGAGCAAAGAAGCAUCAUAUGUUGGGCAUACACAUGCAAGGAGCCGUGUUUGUUGUUCUCCUUGUAAGCAUACCCCUUGCUAUCAUCUUGGUAAACACAGGGACCAUUCUAAUCAAAUUAGGCCAAGAUCCUGAGAUAUCAGAAGCAGCUGCAAUAUAUGCUUCUUGCAUGAUCCCGGUUCUCUUUGCAUAUGGUAUUCUUCAGUGUCUUGUCAGAUUCUUACAAACUCAGAACAUUGUGUUUCCAAUGAUGCUAUGCUCUGGAAUUACAACUAUACUUCAUUUCCUUGUGUGUUGGAUUUUGGUAUUCAAAUCCGGCCUUGGAUAUAGAGGAGCUGCCUUCGCGAUUUCAAUCUCUUAUUGGAUUAAUACAGUAUUGUUAGCAUUAUAUAUCAAAUUCUCUUCUUCCUGCACAAAAACAUGGACAGGAUUUUCAAAGGAUGCUUUGCACAAUAUGCCCACAUUUGUUAAACUUGCUAUUCCUUCGGCUAUUAUGGUCUGCAUGGCAACGUGGUCGUUUGAAAUGGUUGUUCUCUUAUCUGGUUUUCUUCCUAAUCCAAAGUUAGAAACUUCUGUACUUUCUAUCAGCCUUAAUACUAUUGCAAUUGUUUGGAUGAUUCCCUACGGGUUCAGCGGUGUUGUGAGUACUCGGGUGUCAAACGAAUUAGGAGCUGGAAAUGCAGAAGGUGCAUGUCUAGCAGUACGUGUUGUCUUUGUCAUUGCCACUAUUGAAGGCAUUGUUGUGGGAUUGGUCAUGAUAUUAAUACGAAACAUUUGGGGCUAUGCCUAUAGUAAUGAAGUGGAAGUGGUCAGACAUGUAGCAAACAUAAUGCCGAUACUUGCAACAUCCAACUUCUUAGAUGGACUCCAAGGUGUUCUUUCAGGCACUGCAAGAGGAUGUGGUUGGCAAAAUAUUGGUGCGUGUGUAAAUUUUGGAUCAUAUUAUUUAGUGGGAAUCCCAUCUGCUAUUCUAUUAGCUUUUAUCUUCAAAUUGGGUGGAAAGGGGCUCUGGUUCGGAAUCAUAUGUGCACUUAUUGUCCAAUUGUCAUCUCUUUUAAUCAUUACCAUGCGCACUAAUUGGAAGCAUGAAGCAAAGAAGGCUACAGAGAGAGUUCAUGGCUCAGCAAUUCAUCCAGAAGCAGUUUUAAGUUGA
Molecule: messenger RNA, 1491 nt
Organism: Quercus lobata
Lineage: Eukaryota; Viridiplantae; Streptophyta; Magnoliopsida; Fagales; Fagaceae
Product: protein DETOXIFICATION 16-like
Exons: 8
Coding region: 1-1491 (496 amino acids)
Biological process (GO): xenobiotic detoxification by transmembrane export across the plasma membrane
Cellular component (GO): membrane
Molecular function (GO): antiporter activity; xenobiotic transmembrane transporter activity
Source: RefSeq, a predicted model, not a curated record